Molecule: messenger RNA, 1008 nt
Organism: Vitis riparia (riverbank grape)
Lineage: Eukaryota; Viridiplantae; Streptophyta; Magnoliopsida; Vitales; Vitaceae
Product: eukaryotic translation initiation factor NCBP
Exons: 6
Coding region: 122-799 (225 amino acids)
Biological process (GO): translational initiation
Cellular component (GO): cytoplasm; eukaryotic translation initiation factor 4F complex
Molecular function (GO): translation initiation factor activity; RNA 7-methylguanosine cap binding
Source: RefSeq, a predicted model, not a curated record
GGUGAGCCCAGGCCGACUUCAGCGACGGGGUUAGGAGUGGUAAAAGUCGACAACAGAAGCUGUUUUUCUUUUCUCUCGUCUUCUCAGAGAGAUUGGAGUGAAGCUAGGGUUAGUGUUGGGUAUGGAGAUUACAGAGAAGAAGGAAGCGGAGAGCAAGGGCUUGAACCCCCAAUCCGUGACUGAAGCGACCUCAUUCAAUAGUGACAAAGAAGCCGAAGAUCGGGAACGCCAGGCUCGUGAUCUCAAAGCUGGUCUUCAUCCCCUGAAGCACAAGUUUGUAUUUUGGUACACUCGUCGAACACCUGGAGUUCGAACCCAAACAUCAUACGAGGACAAUAUAAAGAAAAUUGUGGAUUUCAGUACGGUUGAAGGUUUUUGGAUUUGCUAUUGCCAUUUGGCCCGUCCAUCUGCUUUGCCUAGCCCAACUGAUUUGCAUCUUUUCAAAGAGGGAAUUCGCCCUCUAUGGGAGGAUUCUGCUAAUUGCAAUGGUGGUAAGUGGAUAAUUAGAUUCAAAAAAGUCGUGUCAGGUCGCUUCUGGGAAGAUCUGGUUCUUGCCUUAGUGGGUGACCAACUUGAUUAUGGUGAUAACAUAUGUGGUGCUGUACUAAGCAUUCGUUUCAAUGAAGAUAUAUUGAGUGUGUGGAAUCGCAAUGCAUCCGAUCAUCAGGCUGUAAUGGCUCUAAGAGAUGCGAUCAAACGGCACUUGAAGCUUCCCCAUGGCUAUGUUAUGGAAUACAAGGCUCAUGAUGCUUCUCUCCGUGACAACUCAUCUUAUAGGAACACAUGGUUGAGAGGAUGAUCCUGUGGAUUCCCUCCUUAAGCAACCAUGUGGGAAUGGAAGUUCAGAUAGCUGUCCAUUGAGGUCCCUGCAGGAUCAAAAUCAGUUACUCCUAUAUUACCUUACAACUAGUUUGGUGGUUGUCGCUCUGAGUUUUAAUGUAAGACUGUAUUAGCUUCAACUGAAGUCAAAACUCUCAGUUUCGUUAAUGAAUUUGCUGGUUUUCACCA